Molecule: messenger RNA, 6237 nt
Organism: Urocitellus parryii (Arctic ground squirrel)
Lineage: Eukaryota; Metazoa; Chordata; Mammalia; Rodentia; Sciuridae
Gene: Grin2b
Product: glutamate ionotropic receptor NMDA type subunit 2B
Biological process (GO): monoatomic ion transport
Cellular component (GO): membrane
Molecular function (GO): ligand-gated monoatomic ion channel activity; signaling receptor activity
Source: RefSeq, a predicted model, not a curated record
UUUGAAUUUGCAUCUCUUCAAGACACAAGAUUAAAACAAAAUUUACGCUAAAUUGGAUUUUAAAUUAUCUUCUGUUCAUUAUCCUUCGUCUUUCUUAUGUGGAUAUGCAAGCAAGAAGAGGAGACUGGACAUUCCCAACAUGCUCACUCCCUUAAUCUGUCCGUCUAGAGGUUUGGCUUCUACAAACCAAGGGAGUCGACAAGUUGAAGAUGAAGCCCAGAGCAGAGUGCUGUUCUCCCAAGUUCUGGUUGGUGCUGGCUGUCCUGGCUGUGUCAGGCAGCAGAGCUCGUUCUCAGAAGAGCCCCCCCAGCAUCGGCAUUGCUGUCAUCCUCGUGGGCACUUCCGACGAGGUGGCCAUCAAGGAUGCCCACGAGAAAGAUGACUUCCACCAUCUCUCAGUGGUGCCCCGGGUGGAGCUGGUAGCCAUGAAUGAGACCGACCCCAAGAGCAUCAUCACCCGCAUCUGUGACCUCAUGUCGGACCGGAAGAUCCAGGGGGUGGUGUUUGCUGACGACACAGACCAGGAAGCCAUUGCCCAGAUCCUCGACUUCAUUUCUGCUCAGACUCUCACCCCCAUCCUGGGCAUCCACGGGGGCUCCUCUAUGAUAAUGGCGGAUAAGGAUGAAUCCUCCAUGUUCUUCCAGUUUGGCCCAUCCAUUGAACAGCAAGCUUCCGUAAUGCUCAACAUCAUGGAAGAAUACGACUGGUACAUCUUUUCUAUUGUCACCACCUACUUCCCUGGCUACCAGGACUUUGUAAACAAGAUCCGCAGCACCAUCGAGAACAGCUUCGUGGGCUGGGAGCUAGAGGAAGUCCUCUUACUGGACAUGUCCCUGGAUGAUGGAGAUUCUAAGAUCCAGAAUCAGCUCAAGAAACUUCAAAGCCCCAUCAUUCUUCUUUACUGUACCAAGGAGGAAGCCACCUACAUCUUUGAAGUGGCCAACUCAGUAGGGCUGACUGGCUAUGGCUACACGUGGAUUGUGCCUAGUCUGGUGGCAGGGGAUACAGACACAGUGCCCUCGGAGUUUCCCACUGGGCUCAUCUCUGUAUCAUAUGAUGAGUGGGACUAUGGUCUCCCUGCCAGAGUGAGAGAUGGAAUUGCUAUCAUCACCACUGCUGCUUCUGACAUGCUGUCUGAACACAGCUUCAUCCCCGAGCCCAAGAGCAGUUGCUACAACACCCACGAGAAGAGAAUCUAUCAGUCGAAUAUGCUCAACAGGUAUCUGAUCAAUGUCACUUUUGAAGGGAGAAAUCUGUCCUUCAGUGAAGAUGGCUACCAGAUGCACCCGAAACUGGUGAUAAUCCUUCUGAACAAGGAGAGGAAGUGGGAGAGGGUGGGGAAGUGGAAAGACAAGUCCCUGCAGAUGAAAUACUAUGUGUGGCCCCGAAUGUGUCCCGAGACCGAAGAGCAAGAGGAUGACCACCUAAGCAUUGUGACCCUGGAGGAGGCUCCAUUUGUCAUUGUGGAAAGCGUGGACCCUCUAAGUGGAACCUGCAUGAGGAACACAGUCCCCUGCCAAAAACGCAUAAUCUCUGAGAAUAAAACAGAUGAGGAGCCAGGAUACAUCAAAAAAUGCUGCAAGGGGUUCUGUAUCGACAUCCUUAAGAAAAUUUCUAAAUCUGUGAAGUUCACCUAUGACCUUUACCUGGUCACCAAUGGCAAGCAUGGGAAGAAAAUCAACGGCACCUGGAAUGGUAUGAUUGGAGAGGUGGUCAUGAAGAGGGCCUACAUGGCAGUGGGAUCGCUCACCAUCAAUGAGGAGCGCUCAGAGGUGGUUGACUUCUCUGUACCCUUCAUAGAGACUGGCAUCAGUGUCAUGGUGUCACGCAGCAAUGGGACUGUCUCACCUUCUGCCUUCUUAGAGCCAUUCAGUGCUGACGUAUGGGUUAUGAUGUUUGUGAUGCUGCUCAUCGUCUCAGCCGUGGCCGUUUUUGUCUUUGAAUACUUCAGCCCUGUGGGUUAUAACAGGUGCCUCGCUGAUGGCAGAGAGCCAGGCGGCCCAUCUUUCACCAUCGGCAAAGCUAUUUGGUUACUCUGGGGUCUAGUGUUCAACAACUCUGUACCUGUGCAAAACCCGAAGGGGACCACCUCCAAGAUCAUGGUGUCAGUGUGGGCCUUCUUUGCUGUCAUUUUCCUGGCCAGCUACACUGCCAACUUAGCUGCCUUCAUGAUCCAAGAGGAAUAUGUGGACCAGGUUUCUGGCCUGAGUGACAAAAAGUUCCAGAGACCUAAUGACUUCUCACCCCCUUUCCGCUUUGGGACUGUGCCCAAUGGCAGCACAGAGAGGAAUAUUCGUAACAAUUAUGCAGAAAUGCAUGCCUACAUGGGAAAGUUCAACCAGAGAGGUGUGGAUGAUGCUUUGCUCUCCCUGAAAACAGGGAAGCUGGAUGCCUUCAUCUAUGAUGCAGCAGUGUUGAACUACAUGGCGGGCAGAGACGAAGGCUGCAAGCUGGUCACCAUUGGCAGCGGCAAGGUCUUUGCCUCCACUGGUUAUGGCAUUGCCAUUCAGAAAGACUCUGGGUGGAAGCGCCAGGUGGACCUUGCUAUCCUGCAGCUGUUUGGAGAUGGGGAGAUGGAAGAACUGGAAGCUCUCUGGCUCACUGGCAUUUGCCACAAUGAGAAGAAUGAGGUCAUGAGCAGCCAGCUGGACAUUGACAACAUGGCGGGCGUCUUCUACAUGUUGGGGGCAGCCAUGGCACUCAGCCUUAUCACCUUCAUCUGUGAACACCUUUUCUAUUGGCAGUUCCGGCAUUGCUUUAUGGGUGUCUGUUCUGGCAAGCCUGGCAUGGUCUUCUCCAUCAGCAGAGGUAUCUACAGCUGCAUUCACGGAGUGGCGAUUGAAGAACGCCAAUCUGUGAUGAACUCCCCCACGGCGACCAUGAACAACACACACUCCAACAUCCUGCGCUUGCUCCGCACGGCCAAGAACAUGGCCAACCUCUCUGGCGUGAAUGGCUCACCCCAGAGCGCCUUGGACUUCAUCCGCCGCGAGUCAUCGGUCUAUGACAUCUCAGAGCACCGCCGCAGCUUCACCCAUUCCGACUGCAAGUCCUAUAACAACCCGCCCUGCGAGGAGAACCUCUUCAGCGACUACAUCAGCGAGGUGGAGAGAACGUUUGGCAAUCUGCAGCUGAAGGACAGCAACGUGUACCAAGACCACUAUCACCACCACCACAGGCCGCACAGCAUCGGCAGCACCAGCUCCAUCGACGGGCUCUACGACUGUGACAACCCACCCUUCACCACCCAGCCCAGGUCCAUCAGCAAGAAGCCCCUGGACAUUGGCCUGCCCUCCUCCAAACACAGCCAGCUAAGUGACYUGUACGGCAAGUUCUCCUUCAAGAGUGACCGCUACAGUGGCCACGACGACUUGAUCCGCUCAGAUGUCUCAGACAUCUCCACCCACACUGUCACCUACGGAAACAUCGAAGGCAACGCGGCCAAGAGGCGUAAGCAGCAGUACAAGGACAGCCUGAAGAAGCGGCCAGCCUCGGCCAAGUCCCGGCGGGAGUUCGACGAGAUCGAGCUGGCCUACCGUCGCCGACCGCCCCGCUCCCCUGACCACAAGCGCUAUUUCAGGGACAAGGAAGGGUUACGGGACUUUUACCUGGACCAGUUCCGAACCAAGGAGAACUCCCCUCAUUGGGAGCACGUGGACCUGACCGAUAUCUACAAGGAGCGGAGCGAUGACUUCAAGCGCGACUCGGUCAGCGGAGGAGGGCCCUGUACUAACAGGUCGCACCUCAAGCACCCGUCGGGCGACAAACACGGCGUGGUCAGCGGGGUCCCAGCUCCCUGGGAGAAGAACCUGACCAACGUGGACUGGGAUGACCGGUCUGGGGGCAACUUCUGCCGCAGCUGUCCCUCCAAGCUGCACAACUACUCGACGACGGUGACAGGUCAGAACUCGGGCCGGCAGGCGUGCAUCCGGUGUGAGGCCUGCAAGAAGGCUGGCAACCUGUACGACAUCAGCGAGGACAACUCCCUGCAGGAACUGGACCAGCCGGCUGCCCCCGUGGCGGUGACGUCGAAUGCCUCCACCACCAAGUAUCCUCAGAGCCCGACCAAUUCCAAGGCCCAGAAGAAGAAUCGGAACAAACUGCGCCGGCAGCACUCGUACGACACCUUCGUGGACCUGCAGAAGGAAGAAGCCGCCUUGGCCCCGCGCAGCGUGAGCCUGAAAGACAAGGGCCGUUUCCUGGACGGGAGCCCCUACGCCCACAUGUUUGAGAUGCCAGCCGGCGAGAGCACCUUUGCCAACAACAAGUCCUCAGUGCCCACUGCCGGACACCACCACCACAACAACCCCGGCGGCGGCUACAUGCUCAGCAAGUCGCUCUACCCUGACCGGGUCACGCAAAACCCUUUCAUCCCCACUUUUGGGGACGACCAGUGCUUGCUCCAUGGCAGCAAAUCCUACUUCUUCAGGCAGCCCACUGUGGCAGGGGCGUCGAAAGCCAGGCCGGACUUCCGGGCCCUUGUCACCAACAAGCCGGUGGUCUCGGCCCUUCAUGGGGCUGUGCCAGGCCGUUUCCAGAAGGACAUCUGUAUAGGGAACCAGUCCAACCCCUGUGUGCCUAACAACAAAAACCCCAGGGCUUUCAAUGGCUCCAGCAAUGGGCAUGUUUAUGAGAAACUUUCUAGUAUUGAGUCUGAUGUCUGAGUGAGGGAAGAGAGAGGUUAAGGUGGGUAUGGGAGGGGUCGGGCUGCGGGUCGUGUGGUGCGCAUGUCACGGAGGGGGUCGGGGUGAACUUGGUUCCCAUUUGCUCCUUUCUUGUUCUUUUAGUUUAUUUAUGGGAUCCUGGAGUUCUGGCUCUUGCUGAAGGCAACCCUGGUGACCAGCACCAUCCCUCCUCCUUUUCACAGUUCUCCUCUCCUCCCCAGAUCUGUGCGCCAUUCCUGUUCCCAUAAGAGGGCUGAAACGGGCCCUCUCAGCGCGGGAGGGUUCAGAGGAGAAAGGAAGUACUGCAUGCGAGCUUCCUCCUAGCAGGGAAGGAAGAGCUCUUUGCCAUCUACCUUGAGUGAAGCCAGGAGAAGCAAAAGGAAGCCAUGUGAGCACGGGAGUAGCUUUUCCCAAACUUAUCUUUCUGUUUAGGUGAGGAAGCAAAAGCAUCUAAGUGAGACCAUUUAGCAUACUGCUUGUGAAUGAAAAGAGGCUUUUGCUAAAUUCUUGUUGGGUGGAUGACAUCUGCACAGGGAUGGUGUGCCAAAGGGAGGGUAGGAGGCCUUGUGUGUUUAUAUAUAAGCCAAAAAAAAAAAAAAAAAAAAAAGAAAGUUUGCUUCAACUCCAUGAGAUUCAUUAGCAGUGAACUGGAGUGAAAGGUCAUUGGUGGCUGAGGGGAUUCCUGAACAAACUAGAAAGUUCUUUAUAGUGUUCUAUGGUGCAUUGAAGGCAACAGCAGGGGAUCGUGUGUGCAUGUAUGUCCAUGUAUACUUGCACACAUGGGCGGUCAGGUGCCUCUAAAUGUAGAGAAGGCAACUUGACUCAUUGUGCUGAUUCCUUCCAUAUCCCUGAGCAAUGCACUCACUUUGGCUUAUAUACAAACAGAGAUGGUCAUAUGUUAUCUGAGUGUCUGCUGUCUGUCCCCUUCACCUUCCUGAAUGAGGAAUGGAAGUUCUUGACAAAGAAGAUUCUGUGCUAAAAGCAAAAAAAGAAAGGGAGACAAUCCUACAAAAGCAAGAUACUAAAAUGAUUUUUCAUUGAUUGCCAGUAAGUUCCAUCGGUUUGGGUCAAGAACUUUCCAGGAAGGCUAAAGGGAAAUAGAAGCAGCCAUAAUUCUUUUGCGCACACUUGAGAGCAAAAGUCUCCAUAAAGCUCUGUUGAGCUUUUAGACCCUCAACUGGCAAGGUUUGGGGAGAAGCUCAGUAAGGCUCUGAGGAAGAGGGGAGUCAUUUAUGGUAGGGUAAGUGAGAGAGGGGGAUGUUUUCAAUGCUUUGAUCCCUUCUUACUUAGCCUGGAGCAAGAAAAGCAGGCUUGUUCCCCUAGAACUGAUGACAACUGAUAGGGAACAGACAGUGAAGAGCAUGAGCCUACCCCCGUGAGCACAGCUCGGGAGGCCUGGAGAGAAGGGAAUUGAUCUGGAAGUGGGGAACGGAACGGUAGGCGGGAGGGACUCUCCCACUACCUCCUUGGGCCUGGCUCCCUGGGAAUGUGACUUGAGCCCAGUGGGAACUCUCUUGGUAGAAGCCCUUCCACCUUCCUGCAACACCUCUGUUCCCUCUCAGAUUGUACCAUU